Messenger RNA from Truncatella angustata, 1164 nucleotides. RefSeq lists its product as uncharacterized. The coding region runs from base 1 to 1164 and encodes 387 amino acids. Gene Ontology annotation, cellular component: plasma membrane. The record is from RefSeq and is a predicted model, not a curated record. Gene Ontology annotation, biological process: peptide modification; carbohydrate metabolic process. The transcript has a single exon. Lineage: Eukaryota; Fungi; Ascomycota; Sordariomycetes; Amphisphaeriales; Sporocadaceae.
AUGGCACACCAGACUAUUCAUCAUAGCCGAUUCUUUGCGAAUCCACAAGAGCCUCUCACGAACGUCCAACCCCACCAAGAGCUGCUGGCCAGCUUGGAGCGUAUCAACACUACCAACGCUCCUGUACACACCUGCUCGACGGGAUGGAAUUUUCACGGCCUCUACACCGGACCGACAUCAAUCGCAUACCUCUUUUAUCGUUUGUCUCAAAUCUACCCAGACCUGGAGUUCAAGCAACAAUCCUUCUCAGACUGGACUCAGGAAUACCUCGACUUAGGAAGCCGUGUAAACCACAGUGACCCCGAUCCCGACCACUGUGGGGUUGCCAGUGAGACACUAGCUCACCUGGCGCUGUCAGCUGUAGUUCGGAAAGAUGCGAGUCUUGUCAAGAAGCUAUGCUCUUACGAACCAAUCAUAAAUACGAGCAAUGAGGAUGGCUCUAAUGAGUGGCUCUAUGGCAGGGCUGGAUAUCUUUACUUCCUCAGACUAUGCCGAGCGGCCUUUGGGCAAGAGAAGCAGGACGAGACCUCUAAACUACUCGAGAGGACAGUCGAAAGGACUGUUGCCAGGAUACUGGGGGCCCGCCAACCCUGGACCUGGCACGGAAAGCAGUAUCUGGGCGCCGUUCACGGCAUGGUUGGGAUCAUCUGUCAAGUGGUGCUCUCUAUGCCUUCGACUGCCAAAAAUGUUCAAAGUCUACUUUCCGGCUUGUUGGACAAGCAGUUUAAGAGCGGCAACUUCCCGUCUUCGCUGCCAGUAGGGAACGAUAAACUUGUGCAAUUCUGCCACGGCGGUCCAGGAUUUGUCCUGUCUCUGCAAUCUCUGCUCCCUCACUUUCCGGUCCUGGAAGAUAAGAUCGAGACCGCCAUUGCCAGAGCUCAGGUCGACAUCAUGGAGCGCGGCGUUUUGCGCAAGGAGCCAUGUCUCUGCCACGGCAUUGCCAGCAAUGCGCUAGCACUCCCAGCCGGGAAUGCUCAGCAGUUCGAGGUUUUUCUCUCGUGUAUGUCCACUAGCUCAAUAGAGAAGCUCGGCUGGACUAAGCACGAGAAGGGCAGAAGCGACGAGAUUGCUAGCUUAUACACUGGAGAAGCAGGACGGGCUUGGGUCUGGGCUGUUGCCGAUAAAGGGCUGCCAAGGAGUUGCAUUGGCUAUAAUGAUUUUUGA